AUGAGCGACACGGGGAUCUUCCCAACCAGCUACGUUCACUUGAAGAAGGCCAUUGUAACCAACAGAGGGCAGUAUGAGACAGUGGUGUUGCUGGAAGACCCCAUUGUGACGGAGGUGACGUCCACCCUGCAGGAAUGGGCCCUGUCGUGGAAGCAACUCUACGUGAAACACAAGGUGGACUUGUUCUACAAGUUGCGUCACGUGAUGAAUGAGCUGUUUGACCUUCGGAGACAGAUGCUGUCUGGUCACCUGACCCAGGAUCAGUUCAGAGAUGUCAAGAAACACAUCACAGUCCGCCUGGACUGGGGAAACGAACACCUCGGCCUGGAUCUCGUACCCAGGAAGGAGUUUGAGAUGGUUGAUGCAGAACAAAUCAGUGUCUCAGACUUAUACAAAAUGCAUCUGUCCAGCCGACAGAGUGUCCAGCAAAGCACAACCCAGGGUGACAGUGUGCGUCGGGGCCACGGUGUAGAGCCCUGCUGUAUCCCCGUCCCUCACCACCUGUUCAUCAACCUGAAGAGCUUCACCUACAACACCAUGGGAGAAGAUACAGACAUCUUCUUCUCUCUCUACGACCUCAGGGAGGGGAAUCACAUCAGUGAGAAGUUUAUGGUCAGACUGAACAAGAAUGGAGGUCCCAAAAAUCCAGAAAAGGUUGACCGACUGUGUGCUCUCUUCACGGAUCUAAGCAAUAAGGACAUGAAGCGGGACCUGUAUAUUGUUUCCCAAGUCAUCAGAACUGGUCGGAUGCUGCUGAAUGACACUAAGAAGGGUCCUCCUCACGUCCAGUACAGAAGGCCGUACGGCUGUGCGGUUCUGGCCAUGAGUGAUGUCCUACAGACCAUCUCAGAACUAAAGGAGGAGAAGGACUUUGUACUCAAAGUCUACACAUGUAACAAUGAGAACGAGUGGUACCAGAUCCACGAAAACAUCAUAAGAAAAUCCAGCACCAAGUACACAGCUCCCAGCACCAACUACGGUCUGAUCAUCUCUCUUCUUCUUCUCAGGUCUGAUAGAGACGAAAAAAAGAGAAGAGAAAACCCGUUGUUGAUGCGACCAAAGUUGAGCCCCUUGAUGUAAAUUGUGUGUGUCUGUCUAAUCUCCCCAGGUGACAUCCGUAACGACCUGUACCUCACCUUGGAAAGAGGAGACUUUGAAAGGGGAGGCAAGAGUGUCCAGAAGAACAUUGAGGUCACCGUCUACGUGCUCUUCGCAGACGGAGAAAUACUCAAAGACUGUAUCAGCCUGGGCAGUGGUGAGCCCCACAUCAGUGAACAUCGCUCAUUUGUCCUCUACCACAACAACAGCCCCCGCUGGAGCGAAAUGGUUAAACUCCCCAUCCCCAUAGACUGCUUCAGAGGGUCACACCUACGCUUCGAGUUCAGACACUGCUCCACCAAAGACAAGGGGGAGAAGAAGCUGUUUGGUUUUGCCUUCACACCACUGAUGAGAGAGGACGGGACUACGCUGUCAGACGAGAGUCACGAGCUCUUUGUGUACAAGUGUGAUGAGAAUGCUACGUUCAGUAACCAUGCGUUGUACCUGGGUCUGCCCUGCUGUAAGGAGGACUUCAACGGCUGUCCCAACAUUCCCUCCAGCCUCAUCUUCCAACGCAGCACCAAGGAGACCCUCUGGAUCUCCACACAGCUCUCCUCCACCAAGCUCACACAGAAUGUGGACCUGCUUGCGUUGUUGAAGUGGAAGGCCCACCCUGACAGAGUGAUGGACAUCCUGGGGCGACUACGUCACGUCAGUGGAGAGGAGAUCGUCAAGUUUCUUCAAGACAUCUUGGACACGCUGUUUUCCAUCCUGGAUGACAACACUGACAAGUACGGUCCCCUGGUGUUCCAGUCACUGGUGUUCAUCAUUAAUCUGCUGAGGGACAGCAAGUUCUAUCACUUCUGCCCCGUCAUGGACACUUACAUACAGAAGCACUUUGCUGGAGCGCUGGCGUACAAAGAGUUGAUCCGCUGUCUGAAGUGGUACAUGGACCGUUCUGCAGAGGUGAUGAGACAGAACCACAUCCAGGAGGCCAUGAGGGCCCUGGAGUACCUGUUGAAGUUUAUUAUCCAGUCUCGCAUCCUGUACUCCCGUGCUACCUGUGGUAUGGAGGAGGAGCAGUUCAGAGCCAGCAUCCAGGAGCUCUUCCUGUCCAUCCGCUUUGUCCUCAGUCUGGACAGCCGCGGCUCUGAGACGCUCGUUUUCACACAGGUCCCCCAGCCUGCCUCUGGACAGGGACAGCCCCCAGGCCCCAUCAGCUGUACUCAGGCCUGGAGCUCCAACGCUCCUCGCCCCUCUCCUCUCUCAGCGGCGCUAUUGAACUCGUUCCCGGCUAUCUUUGACGAACUGCUUCAGAUGUUUACAGUCCAGGAAGUGGCAGAGUUCGUACGGGGCACGCUGGGCAGUAUGCCCAGUACCGUACACAUUGGACAGUCCAUGGAUGUGGUCAAACUGCAGUCCAUCGCUCGCACCGUCGACAGUCGCCUCUUCUCCUUCCCAGAGUCUCGUAGGAUCUUGCUUCCUGUAGUUCUACAUCACAUCCACCUCCACCUGAGACAGCAGAAAGAGCUCCUCAUCUGUUCUGGCAUCCUCAGCAGUAUCUUCUCCAUCAUCAAGACCAGCUCUCUGGACACCCCAGUGCAGGAGGAGGUAGAGAUGAUGGUGGAAUCUCUCCUGGAUGUGCUUCUCCAGACCCUGCUGGCCAUCAUGACCAAGUCUCAGUCCCAGGAGGCGGUAAGAGGCCAUCGCUGCCCACAGUGCACGGCUGAGAUCACUGGAGAAUAUGUGUCCUGCCUCCUAUCCCUGCUGCGUCAGAUGUCUGACAUCCACUUCAACCAUCUACUGGACAACUUCCAGAGCAAAGAGGAAGUCAAGGAGUUCCUUCUGAAGAUAUUCUGUGUGUUUCGUAACCUGAUGAAGCUCAGUAUAUUUCCCCGGGACUGGAACGUGAUGAGGCUGCUGACCAGCAACACCAUAGUGACAACUGUCCAAUAUCUGUCCUCGGCUUUGCACAAGAACUUCACCGAGGCUGACUUUGAAUUCAAGGUGUGGAACUCAUACUUCAGUCUGGCUGUUCUCUACAUCAGCCAGCCCAGUCUACAACUGGAGAACACCACCCCAGCCAAGAGGAAGAAUGUGUUGGACAAGUAUGGUGACAUGAGAGUGAUGAUGGCCUACGAGCUGUUCAGCAUGUGGCAGAACCUCGGUGAGAACAAGAUCCACUUCAUCCCAGGUAUGAUAGGUCCGUUCCUGGGUGUGACCCUGGUGCCUCAGGGGGAGGUGAGGAACAUCAUGAUCCCUAUCUUCCACGACAUGAUGGACUGGGAGCAGAGGAAGAACGGGAACUUCAAACAGGUGGAGGCAGAGCUGAUAGACAAGCUGGACAGAAACACAGAACACCGAGAACUUUUCAGCCUGCUAACCCAGCUCUUUGGCCCUUACCCCAGUCUGCUGGAGAAGAUUGAGCAAGAGACGUGGAGGGAGACGGGGAUCUCCUUCGUCACCUCUGUCACACGGUUGAUGGAACGUCUGCUGGACUACAGAGACUGCAUGAAAGGAGACGAGACAGAGAACAAGAAGAUUGGCUGUACUGUCAACCUGUUGAACUUCUACAAGUCAGAGAUCAACAAGGAGGAGAUGUACAUCCGCUAUAUCCACAAGCUGUGUGACAUGCACCUCCAGGCUGAGAACUACACAGAGGCUGCGUUCACCCUGCUGUUGUACUGGGAGCUACUGCAUUGGGAAGAGAGGCCUCUAAGGGAGUUCCUCCACUACCCAGCCCAGAGCGAGUGGCAUCGCAAAGAGGGCCUCAGUCGCAAGGUCAUCCACUACUUCAACAAGGGAAAGUGCUGGGAAUACGGGGUACCGUUAUGCAGAGAGCUGGCUUUCCAGUAUGAGACAUUAUACGACUACCAAAGCCUCAGCUGGAUUAGGAAAAUGGAAGCUGCUUACUAUGACAGCAUCAUGGAGCAGCAACGUCUAGAGCCAGAGUUCUUCAGGGUGGGCUUCUACGGACGCAAGUUCCCCUUCUUCCUAAGAAACAAGGAGUUUGUCUGCCGCGGUCAUGACUACGAACGGCUUGAAGCCUUCCAGCAAAGGAUGCUGGGAGAAUUCCCACAAGCCAUUGCCAUGCAGCACCCUAAUCAACCAGACGAGGCCAUCUUACAGUGUGAUGCCCAGUACCUGCAGGUCUAUGCGGUGACACCGGUUCCGGAGAAUGUCAAAAUUCUCCAAAUGGACCGCGUUCCAGACCGCAUCAAGAGCUUCUACCGUGUUAACAACGUGCGCCGCUUUCGCUACGACCGGCCCUUCCACAAAGGAUCCAAAGAUCGAGAGAACGAGUUCAAGAGCUUGUGGAUCGAGAGGACUACGCUGAUCCUCACACAUCCUCUUCCUGGUAUCUCCCGCUGGUUUGAGGUGGAGAAGAGAGAGCUGGUGGAAGUCAGUCCUCUGGAGAAUGCCAUCUACGUGGUGGAGAACAAGAACCAUGAGCUGCGGACCCUGAUCAGCCAGUACCAACACAAGCAGCUCCAUGGCAACAUCAACCUGCUCUCCAUGUGUCUCAAUGGGGUCAUUGACGCUGCCGUCAACGGGGGCAUCGCCAGAUACCAGGAGGCCUUCUUUGAUAAGGAGUACAUCAGCAGCCACCCAGAAGACACAGAGAAGAUCACUGCCCUCAAAGACCUCAUGCAGGAACAGGUUUACAUCCUGGGGGCGGGGCUUGCGGUCCAUGACAAGCUGGUGCACCCUGAAAUGCGUCCCCUGCACAAGAAGCUGAUAGAUCAGUUCCAGAUGAUGAGGAGCAGUCUCUAUGGUCUGCCGGGACUGGACAAGCUGAGUCCUGCCUGUUCUAGUGUCAGCACCACAAGAGGCAUCCUGGCUACGCACAGCCCCAUGAGCCCCGACAGCUUCAAACUCAUUCACAGGCACAGUCCACUGAAUCUGCUGGGGUCUAUCCGCCAGUCGUCCUCCUCACUGUCCUCUCACACCUCCAGCGAAACGGGUAACCUGGUGAUCCUGACGGACAGCGUGGUGAUGGAACACCCCGAGGACAUCUACCGUAUGCAGCCCAGUCCCUCGUCCUCCAGUCUAAGCUCCACCCACUCAGCCCCCUCCCAGAUGAUGAACUCUGCACCCAACAGUAUCAGAGGCUCCCCGUCGCUGCCAGAAAAAUACAGACACAACCGUGAAAUGUUGAUGCUGCUGCCUCUGCACCGUGAGAGACCCAGCUCCGCUAUGUACCCCAACAUCACUGAGAACGGACAGCCAACUAACUUCCAGCGAGCGUUGUUCCACCAGGUGAUUGGUCCGUGCAAGCCCUGUAGCGACCCUAACCUGUCCGUAGCGGAGAAAGUCCUGACCACCCCCAGCUCCUGGAGUCUGGACAGUGGUACCAGAGAGGCGUUGCCGUUCCUGUCCGCCCACGUUGGGAGUGUGAUGGCCCCCCCAGUCCCGCCCCGUAGCCUUCCCCAUGGACACUUCUCCAUGAACUUUGAUGCUUUCCACCACCAGAACAGCGACCUCCCUCCAGCUCUCCCUGCACGCUCCUCUUUACGAAAGUCACCCCUGCACCCUAUACCUGCCUCGCCCACCAGUCCCCAGUCCGGCCUGGAUGGCAGUAACUCUACCCUCUCUGGCAGCGCCUCCUCCGGCGUCUCAUCCUUGAGUGAGAGCAACUUGUUGGGCCAGUCCUGCUCCACCGAGCCCCCUGGAACUACCAGUAGACACCCAGCAGGCACCCUGGACUCUGUCUCCAUCACACCUAGCACGGUGCACUCUAUCUGGGCCAUAGACGGAGAAGACCUGGGAAUGGACUCCCCCUCUAGUCCCUACCUGCCUGUCCGAUACAGCGUCUCCGAGCCAGAGGUCCUGGAUGGCUCCAAACCCCCUCCCUGCCGUAGCCACUCUGCCCCUGGGUGGGUCACCCCGGUCAUCACCCCUAUUAUCCCCGUCCUCCCAGAGGCCCACGCCCUAAACAUCCAGAACCUCCCCCACUACCACCAGGAGCCCCCGCCCACCCUGCCCCCCAAGCCCUACCUGAGAGAGGGGUGUAUCCCUGAGGAAGGGUGUAUUCUGGUGCCCAGGCCCAUGCCACGCAAGAUCUCUCAGCCUCUCAUCACCUCCAAGGAAGAGCAGGCCAAGGUGGCGUGGGAGCACGUCAUCACCUCCAAGGAAGAGCAGGCCAAGGUGGCGUGGGAGCACGUCAUCACAGAGGAGUAAAGAGCAGGCCAAGGUGGCGUGGGAGCACGUCAUCACAGAGGAGUAAAGAGCAGGCCAAGGUGGCGUGGGAGCACGUCAUCACAGAGGAGUAAAGAGCAGGCCAAGGUGGCGUGGGAGCACGUCAUCACAGAGGACUAAAGAGCAGGCCAAGGUGGCGUGGGAGCACGUCAUCACAGAGGAGUAAAGAGCAGGCCUGUGGUUUAUUCAGUCAGUGAUGUGAAACUUUGUGAAUGUUUCAGAUAUAAAUAGUGUGAAUAGAGCUGACACCUGAUCCCCCCCUAUUCCAUCUGACAAACAAUCAUAUAUGUUCUACAUUAUAUAUUGCUAUCUGAAUGUUCUGUAACUUUAUAUCCUCCUGAACAUGCCCAUGGUUUAGAAAUGGUUGGGGCCAGUGUUAGGGCCUGGGUUAGGACCUGUCUCUCUGAGGGGCCAGUGUUAGGGCCUGGGUUAGGACCUGUCUCUCUGAGGGGCCAGUGUUAGGGCCUGGGUUAGGACCUGUCUCUCUGAGGGGCCAGUGUUAGGGCCUGGGUUAGGACCUGUCUCUCUGAGGGGCCAGUGUUAGGGCCUGGAUUAGAACCUGUCUCUCUGAGGGGCCAGUGUUAGGGCCUGGGUUAGGACCUGUCUCUUUGAGGGGCCAGUGUUAGGGCCUGGGUUAGGACCUGUCUCUCUGAGGGGCCAGUGUUAGGGCCUGGAUUAGAACCUGUCUCUCUGAGGGGCCAGUGUUAGGGCCUGUCUCUCUGAAAGGGUCAGUGUUAGGACCUGUCUCUUUGAGGGGCCAGUGUUAGGACCUGUCUCUCUGAGGGGCCAGUGUUAGGAUCUGUCUCUCUGAGGGGCCAGUGUUAGGGCCAGUGUUAGGACCUGUCUCUCUGAGGGGCCAGUGUUAGGGCCUGUCUCUCUGAGGGGCCAGUGUUAGGGCCUGGGUUAGGACCUGUCUCUUUGAGGGGCCAGUGUUAGGGCCUGGGUUAGGACCUGUCUCUCUGAGGGGCCAGUGUUAGGGCCUGGAUUAGAACCUGUCUCUAUGAGGGGCCAGUGUUAGGGCCUGGGUUAGGACCUGUCUCUCUGAGGGGCCAGUGUUAGGGCCUGGAUUAGAACCUGUCUCUCUGAGGGGCCAGUGUUAGGGCCUGUCUCUCUGAAAGGGUCAGUGUUAGGACCUGUCUCUUUGAGGGGCCAGUGUUAGGACCUGUCUCUCUGAGGGGCCAGUGUUAGGAUCUGUCUCUCUGAGGGGCCAGUGUUAGGGCUUGGGUUAGGACCUGUCUCUCUGAGGGGCCAGUGUUAGGGCCUGUCUCUUUGAGGGGCCAGUGUUAGGGCCUGGGUUAGGACCUGUCUCUUUGAGGGGCCAGUGUUAGGGCCUGGGUUAGGACCUGUCUCUUUGAGGGGCCAGUGUUAGGGCCUGGGUUAGGACCUGUCUCUUUGAGGGGCCAGUGUUAGGGCCUGGGUUAGGACCUGUCUCUUUGAGGGGCCAGUGUUAGGGCCUGGGUUAGGACCUGUCUCUUUGAGGGGCCAGUGUUAGGGCCUGGGUUAGGACCUGUCUCUUUGAGGGGCCAGUGUUAGGGCCUGGGUUAGGACCUGACUCUGAGGGGCCAGUGUUGGGGCCUGUCUCUCUGAGAGGCCAGUGUUAGGACCUGUCUCUCUGAGGGGCCAGGGAUAUAGAGGGGAAUGGUAAAAAAAAAAUGAUCCCCCUCCUCCCACUUCAUUCCUUCUCACAGAGUAUCCUAUUUUGGUAUUGGAGAAUGCUAGCUGUGAUCUAGUUGUUCACAUCUAAAUGUGUUUGUUUGCAAAUGCAUCUUUGGAAUGGAAAGUAUUUUUCCAUAUUUGAUUUCUUAUUCUUUCAAACUCUUGUCAGAAAGAGAGAAAAAAAAAAGUAUAUUGAAUGUCCUUUCUAUAAAUUGGGUCACUAACACACAACGAUGACGGGAACUACCUUUUAGAAAACGCAUCAUUCUGUGAAUAAAAAGUCAUGUGUUGAUUAUUUUCUUGAUAGUUCAGGUCCACAUGCAGGUUUCCAAAUCAACACAAAGGGAACUCGUGGAUUGUAAAACCAGACAUUUAAACAGACAUUUUAAUUAAUUAAUUGAGUUCACCUGAAGAAAACCUCAGGUGAGUAAAAACCUGUUAGACCGUGUGUCAGGACCCGGUUACGAACCUGGGUCUCCGGAGUGAGAAACAGUCACUUAACCAACUGAGCCACAAAUAGUCAGCAGAACCCAGAAGAUGAGGCAGACACAGCAGUACUUAAGACGGUGUAUUUAAUAAAGUAAAAAAGGAGAAGUCCUUCAAUACAAAAUGGCAAAUCCAAAAGGUGGUAGGAAUAGCACAAAAAAGCCUCAAGAGAUACCCAAAAACAAAAACAGAAUUCCACAAGAGCAUCCACCGGAAACGACAAGAAUACACAGAACACUAGGGCUGGGUGCUAACAUACAAACACAGAGCCCAGAACUGAGGGAAACUAAGGGUUUAAAUACAAUUAGGGGAAACGAGGCACAGGUGCAAAUAAUAAUGGGGAACAAGGGAAAAAACAUAAGGUCAAAAAGCACAAUGGGGGCAUCUAGUGACCAAAACCCGGAACAACCCUGGCCAAAUCCUGACACCGUGACCCCUGUUUUCAGUUUAUUUUUCAUAUUUUUUUAUAGACAAGAUGCCCUUUAGUAACUUAAUAAUAAACAUUAAUUAUUAUUUAUUAACAAUAUAAUAAUAACAUUUAUUAUUACAUUAUUUAAUAAAUGUUAAAAACACAUUUGAUUCUAUUCGCACUUAAAUAUUUCUAUAAAUAAAGAUGGGAUGAGUGACGGGUUUUAUUAGGGUAUAGAGGGGGAGGGGUUUGGAGAGAUGAUGAUUGAGGUCAGCUGAUUUUAACAUUAUGGUUUGCUUGUCCAUUUCCUGUAAGGGAUGCAUAUUAUUAGCUGACCGUACCUUGGUGGUGUUGAUGUAAUGAUGAUACACUCAGCGAUGCAACUGGCUUUUACUGAGAAAAAUAAAA
Messenger RNA from Oncorhynchus masou masou (cherry salmon), 9196 nucleotides. RefSeq names its product dedicator of cytokinesis protein 3-like. Gene Ontology annotation, biological process: small GTPase-mediated signal transduction. Gene Ontology annotation, cellular component: plasma membrane; cytoplasm. Gene Ontology annotation, molecular function: guanyl-nucleotide exchange factor activity; small GTPase binding. Lineage: Eukaryota; Metazoa; Chordata; Actinopteri; Salmoniformes; Salmonidae. The record is from RefSeq and is a predicted model, not a curated record.